UGCGCCUCAGCUUAUAUAUAUAUAUGAACUAGGUAUGUUAUACAGUGAGGUGCGAGUUUCUCGACUAUCGAGGAGAGGAUGCUCAUGACAGUAUAGAGAGGAAAGAAGAGACAUCGAUAACAAAUGAGCGAGGAAAUUUUUUUUUCCUCGUUUUUCCACUUCAAUUCAAAUUUAAAAGCGAAGCUCUCUCCAUUUUCUCUCCCUCUUCUACUGGUGUGAGUCGUGUGACGUUCGUGUUCCACAUUCAUUUUCCUUUGGUUGCUCUCAAAAGUUAGGGCAAAUCAAAUUGCUGAAUUUCUGUUGCUGUGAUUGAUUCCCCGGAGCUCUCGGAUAGUUGGUUGUUUGUUUUGAUCUUUCACUUUGAAUGGCGGCCGCCAGCUCUUAUGAAGAGGCUCGCAAGCAGCACCUUGAAGAAAAUAAAAAACGGCUUGAAGAUUUGGGGAUUUUGAAAAUUUCUCAGAGUUUAUCACUUCUCACCAAUUCUAACAGCAAGUCUCAGAAGCGUCCCCAAAAGCCUAAGCCGGAGGGCGUUUACAUGUUGGAGCCAAGACGCUCUUCACGGGUCCGCAACUCUGUUGCUUCAUAUUGCGACGAAGUUGACAUAAGCCUUCCACCUUUGCGAAAAAGGUCAAAGUUAAAUUCAUCAUGGGCAAGCUAUCUUGCAAGGCCAUUGAAUGAAGUUAGAACUGCUUCUUAUGAAGAAAGGGUUCAUGCUAUCAAGGCUGCAGAGGAGAUCCAAAGCAAUCUACAGUCUGGAAAUCCAUCUUUUGUCAAAUCAAUGGUUCGAUCUCAUGUUUAUAGCUGUUUUUGGCUGGGGCUUCCUUCCAAGUUUUGUGGGGAUCAUCUACCAAAAACGUUAUUGGACAUGGUAUUAGAAGAUGAGAAUGGUACAGAAUAUGGGGCUGUCUAUAUAGGCAAGAGGACUGGGCUUAGUGGUGGUUGGAGAGGAUUUGCACUAGAUCAUAAACUGGAUGAUGGUGAUGCUUUAGUAUUUGAAUUGAUUGAGCCAGCAAGAUUCAAGGUUUAUAUAGUGAGAGCAUCAGAAGUUUCAAGUAAAAAAAAUGAUGCGGAAGUAGAUGAAGUACAUAGUGCUGCUAAAAAGAGAUCAAAGCGAGCUACAAGGUUAAAUAAAUGCAAUGAAUCUGAACCAAAACAAGAUCGAAAAUCAACCCAAAAAGUACUUGAAAGUAGUGAGUCAACGGUCCAUCAAGGGGGUGGAGUGAAAAAUGAAGACGAGUUAGAGGAUGUAAAUGCGACCGAAGGGCCUAGAAAGAGAAUCACCCGUUCAAAGCGUCUGACUAAGAAAUUAUCUUGAGAAAGUUCCGUUUUGAAGGUGGUAAGUGCUUGGAAUCAUUUAUUUGGUGGUUUAGGCUUAAAAGAGUUCUACUGCAUAUAUGAAGCAACAAGUGGUUUUUUCCUCUCUUUUUAAUUAUUUUGACAGACUUGCUAAUGAUUAAGGAUGAUUGAUUUUGUGAUCAAUGGACAACUGAGUUAAGUGGUGUUGUACCAUCUCGAUUUUUAGACAUGCACAUGCAUUUGUCAGACUA
Vitis riparia (riverbank grape) is the source of this 1547-nucleotide messenger RNA. RefSeq names its product putative B3 domain-containing protein At5g58280. Bases 365 to 1315 code for a protein of 316 amino acids. The transcript is spliced from 7 exons. Gene Ontology annotation, molecular function: DNA binding. Lineage: Eukaryota; Viridiplantae; Streptophyta; Magnoliopsida; Vitales; Vitaceae. The record is from RefSeq and is a predicted model, not a curated record.